GAACCCGUGAAUUUUCGUGUGAAAAUGGAAAAUAAUGUAGGCACAGCCAUAGAAAAAAUUAAGUUACAGGAGCAAGAUAAAGAAGCCAAACUGCGGGAAAAACGAGAAUAUGAAGCAGCCGUGAACUCGUUGAAUCGUUCUAUUCGUGAAGCAUUAUUCCAAAUUGAAAAACAUCAAGAAGAAAUCAAAGAGUUGACUAAAGGAAACGAUCUACUAAAAGCUCAGCUGGAGGUGGAGCGCAUUAAAUGUAGUGCAGUUGUGGCGCAAAUAGAGACUUGUAAUAAAGAAAUAGAAGUUUUGAGGGCCCAGUCCGAUAAAGGUAUAUCAGAUGUGUGGUCUCUCCGGUCCUCCUUAUGCAAAGCAGUUCAGAAUGUCUCCGACGAGUGCGACGUGUGGGGUCUUUUGGUGAAGCCCAUAAACACUGAUCCAAUACACAGGAUAGUGAAGAAACCUACCGAGAAUAAUGAAGAGGUAGAAUUUGAGGAACGUCUCAAACUGGCUAAAGAACGACAUGAAAGGUCUGUAGCGGAGCGUGAGCGUUUGUUGGCUGAACCGGAGAAGGGUGAAGAAUUUAUAAGAGGCUGCAUCCAGCAGCAGCGUUCAAGUAGGAGCUUUAGUUCUAAAAUAGAAGCUAGCGAAAAUGAACCCAUCAAAUUCACCACAAGUGCUGCCGCUCGUAAGAAGACCAUUAGACCAGUUGCAGUAAAAUAUAAACCAUCAGACAUGCCAUGGUACCAACCCUAUUCCGUACUGGCCAGCGUAACUGUGUUCCUUAUUUACUUCUGCGUGCUGAGAGAAGAGAGUGAUGUAGAUUUAGAAUUUAAUAAAACCCUUUAUGACAGGAUUAAGGGCUUGGAAAAGGAACAGUUGCUGCAGUCAUAUAGAUAUAAUAAAGAAAAUGGCCUUAGUGUUGAGGCGAUAGAGGAGAGGCUGAAACAGCUUGAACUUGAGGAGGCCAAGGCAGUAGCAUAA
This is a messenger RNA of Cydia splendana, 972 nucleotides long. RefSeq lists its product as uncharacterized. The coding region runs from base 25 to 972 and encodes 315 amino acids. The record is from RefSeq and is a predicted model, not a curated record. NCBI's taxonomy places the organism in Eukaryota, Metazoa, Arthropoda, Insecta, Lepidoptera, Tortricidae. The transcript has 4 exons.